UGAAUGAGCAUUUAUGAAGGAUAAUUUAUUGCAACUAACCGAAUAAUACGAAAUUCGCAUAUAUAAAUAAAGAGUUUAAUAUGUUCAAGAAAUUGUAAAUUUAAUGAUGGAUUUAAAGAGUGAGUUACAGUGCAUGAGAGAUUAUGUUAAGAGUGGAGAAACUAAAGAUGGUUCUUGGAGAAAUUCUCAGCUUAAAGGGUUACUUAUGUUUGUUAAGGAUAAUCAAACUGAGAUUUUUAAAGCUCUCAUGCAAGAUUUAGGCAAACAUCAUAUCGAAGCUUUUAGAGAUGAGGUGGGGUUAUUGAUCAAAUCGUUGAAUUACGCAUUGCAAGGAUUGCGAAAAUGGAUGUCAAGCGAAAAGGCGAAGCUGCCAGCACUUGCAAUCCUAACAUCUGCAGAGUUGGUUCCUGAGCCUCUUGGCCUUGUCCUUGUUAUAUCAUCCUGGAAUUUUCCUAUCGGGUUGUCCUUGGAGCCAAUUAUAGGAGCAAUAGCUGCAGGAAACACAGUGGUUUUAAAACCUUCAGAAAUGGCUCCUGCUUGUUCUUCACUUCUAGCUAAUUAUCUUCCUAAUUAUAUUGACAACAAAGCUAUCAAAAUCAUCCAAGGCGGACCGGCUGUUGGCGAGCAACUCCUGCAACAGAAAUGGGAUAAAAUUUUCUUUACAGGUAGUGCGCGUGUUGGCCGGAUAGUUAUGUCAGCAGCAGUGAAACAUUUAACUCCGGUUGUUAUCGAAUUGGGUGGCAAAUGUCCUGCUAUAGUUGAUACUCUAUCAUCAUCUUGGGACAAACAGGUUGCUGCAGAUCGAAUUGCUGUGUCGAAAUUUGGUGCCUGUGCGGGACAAGCAUGCAUAGCUAUUGACUAUGUUCUUGUCGAAAAGCGAUUUGCUUCUACUUUCGUGGAAUUAUUGAAAGUUUCUGUCAAGAAAAUGUUUGGAGAUAAUCCAAGUGAGUCCAAUACCAUUGCAAGAAUCGUUAACAAAAGUAAUUUAUUCAGAUUGAAGCAUCUUUUAAGUGAUUUAGCUGUCCAAAAAUCUAUUGUCUAUGGUGGUUCUGUCGACGAAGAGAACACGUUUAUUGAGCCGACAAUACUGCUAGAUCCUCCCCUUGAAUCAGCAAUAAUGACAGAUGAAAUAUUUGGUCCACUGCUUCCUAUAAUUACAUUGGACAAGAUUGAAGACAGCAUAGAAUUCAUAAACUCGAGGCCGAAAGCACUUGCAAUCUACGCCUUCACCAAAAAAGACAAGUUUAUGGAAAGAAUGGUAGCAGAAACAUCCUCAGGAAGCUUGACAUUUAAUGAUGCAAUUCUUCAAUAUGCAGCUGAUACUCUACCAUUCGGAGGGGUUGGUGAAAGUGGGAGCGGUAGGUACCAUGGAAAAUUCUCAUUUGAAGCGUUUACGCAUUACAAACCAGUUGUUAGAAGAAGCUUUCUGGUAGAUUUCUGGUACAGGUUUCCUCCAUGGAAUCCUCAGAAGUUUAUGCUUUUUGAAAAUACUUACAAUUUGGAUUAUUUUGGACUACUCCUUGUCAUUCUUGGCUUGAAGAAGUCGAGAACUAUUUAAUCAGUAUUCAUCAAAAGACAUUGAAGUAUGAAGAUAUUCAAGUCUACAGUAUAUCUAAACAGCGAUGUGUCUGAUUAAUAAUUACUAUAAAAGGAUUAGAUAAUCUGUAUUUUGAAAAUAUCGAUACUAAACUUUCAUUUAUAUGGCUUUA
Mercurialis annua (annual mercury) is the source of this 1709-nucleotide messenger RNA. RefSeq names its product aldehyde dehydrogenase family 3 member F1-like. The record is from RefSeq and is a predicted model, not a curated record. NCBI's taxonomy places the organism in Eukaryota, Viridiplantae, Streptophyta, Magnoliopsida, Malpighiales, Euphorbiaceae. Gene Ontology annotation, molecular function: aldehyde dehydrogenase (NAD+) activity. Bases 104 to 1558 code for a protein of 484 amino acids. Gene Ontology annotation, biological process: aldehyde metabolic process. The transcript has 10 exons. Gene Ontology annotation, cellular component: cytoplasm.